UCCGCGGCGGUGGCGGAUGAGUAUACACGAAUCGGAGUGUGAGUCACGUGGUGGGUGGACACCACGCCGUCCUUUUCUGUUUCUGUUUUUUUUUCUUUUCAAUUUCUUUUUUUUCUUUGGAAUUCUCCGUCGAGCCCCCGUAUAAAAACUGAGCCGGGAGCGGAAAGAGCACGCUAUUUGGAUUUGGUUGCCCGGCCGCUCAGGAUUACGCGUUCUCGCAGAAUGAAGACGUCCGCCUUGUUCCUGACAGCCGUGCUGUUGCCGGCAGCCGUGUGGGCGGUGCCUGCGGUCCCGGCAAGCGCUGUGACCAACCGAUUCUUCAACAAUUAUGGUCAAGGAGCUUACCUGUACGGAUACGACUGGACGUUCCCGACCGGCGAGGGUGCCUUCCAGCGCGAGUCCGGAGAUGCCCAAGGACGCAAGCAGGGCUCCUACGGUUUCAAGGAUGCCGACGGGAGAGUGCGCAUCGUCAGCUACGUGGCCGACGAAGGCGGCUUCCGAGUGAGCGUGUCCACAAACGAACCCGGAACGAAGCCGUCGUCUCCGGCGGAUGCCUUUUUCCAACUGCCCCAGGGACCCUACCAAGCGACACCGUACGAAGCCCCUAAGGUGGAGAAGACCUCCCAGCCGGUCAGGCCACAGAGCCAGACCAAGCCCGCCACGUCGGAGAGCGUGCCAGCGGUUCCUGUUGCCGCCACUGCGCCGAAAGUGGCGGUCGAGGCUGCGGCUCCAAGGCUGGUGUUCCCUGCGACCCUGCACUACCAUACACACCCUCACGGGCCGGUCAUCUAUUCGCACCCGACUGGCGUAAUUCCUGUGCACGGCAGGCUCGUGUAUGGAUUUUAAUGUUGUCCGACUGAUAGCGCGACUGGAGUCUCAUUAGCUUUCUCAAGAUUAUGCGAGAUGAGAGCGUGUACAGAAAUUCAGAAAACAGAGAAAAGCGGCAGGAAAGUCCGCGGGCACCCGAAGAUUUCGCAACCUGUUGAGCACGUGCGGGAGUUUUCCCCGUGCAGUCUUGAAGUCUAUCAAAGCGCGGCGCCUAUUGAUGUUCAUUGCAGAAAUUAAAUGAUUGUUGUUG
Molecule: messenger RNA, 1078 nt
Organism: Dermacentor albipictus
Lineage: Eukaryota; Metazoa; Arthropoda; Arachnida; Ixodida; Ixodidae
Product: adult-specific rigid cuticular protein 15.5-like
Cellular component (GO): chitin-based extracellular matrix
Molecular function (GO): structural constituent of chitin-based larval cuticle
Source: RefSeq, a predicted model, not a curated record